GUUGUAUUUUCCGGGACGGCAGGGGCGUGACCUCCAGCGUAAGGGGCGGAGCCUGGCCUCCCUGGCUGACCCCUACUGCACUGCACCUCUACCCUUAUGCCCAUGGCGCGGCAUGUGUUCCUCACCGGGCCUCCAGGAGUUGGCAAAACAACCUUGAUCCAGAAAGCCAGUGAGGUCCUGCAGUCCUCUGGGGUGCCUGUAGAUGGAUUUUACACCCAGGAAGUCAGGCAAGGCGGGAGGAGGAUAGGAUUUGAUGUCGUCACCCUGUCUGGUGCUCGGGGACCUCUGUCCAGAGUCGGCUCACAGCAUCCUCCCGGAAAGCCCGAGUGCCGAGUGGGGCAGUAUGUGGUGGACCUGGCUUCUUUUGAGCAGCUGGCACUACCGGUCCUAAGAAAUACAGGUCCCAGCCAUGGCCCCGGGCACAGCGUGUGCAUCAUUGAUGAGAUUGGGAAGAUGGAGCUGUUCAGUCAGCCUUUCAUCCAGGCAGUCCGCCAGACGCUGUCCACGCCGGGCACUGUUGUCCUUGGCACCAUCCCAGUCCCCAAAGGGAAGCCACUGGCCCUGGUGGAGGAGAUCAGGAACAGGCAUGAUGUGAAGGUGUUCAGUGUCACCAAGGAGAACAGAAAUAGCCUCUUGACGGAUAUUGUGACCUGCGUGCAGAGCAGCAGGACCGGAAGCAGCAGCUGACCAGGUCCAACUCUGCCUGCUGGUCACUCCUGGCCAGUUUUGCUACCUCCUUGUCCAUGGGCCUUGUACCCUCUGUCCAAGAGAGCUGGACAGCUGCUUUCCAUAAAAUGCUUGUGAGACGAGGAUAGCCCAGUGCCUGCUGGGCCGUGCACAGUGAACAGUCCACAGUGUCUUAUGUAUGCUCAAGGGUUCUGUCCAUUUCCUGUUGCAGUUGUGCAUGUGAUUUGAGUAAAUUCUAAAUGAUUGUGUCAAGGAUUAGUGGAAUUUGCUCCCGUCGGGGUUUAUAGAUAUGUUUGGGGCUGUGGAUGGAGUUUAAUUCUUCAUUGACUUUACAUGCUGUGAUAUUAAAUAUCUCUCCAGGUGCAGCUCCAACCCGUGCACCGAAAGCAGUAACAACGUGAUUCUCUCCAGUUAUUUCCAAAGAAAAGCAUAUUAGUUCCCCUCUUCAUCUCUUGUUUAUUUCUUUGUUUAUUGCCUAAUAAAAAUGGAAAUAAA
Messenger RNA from Mesocricetus auratus (golden hamster), 1182 nucleotides. RefSeq names its product nucleoside-triphosphatase, cancer-related (gene Ntpcr). The transcript has 5 exons. The record is from RefSeq and is a predicted model, not a curated record. NCBI's taxonomy places the organism in Eukaryota, Metazoa, Chordata, Mammalia, Rodentia, Cricetidae. The coding region runs from base 97 to 687 and encodes 196 amino acids. Gene Ontology annotation, molecular function: ATP hydrolysis activity.